AUGUCCGGAGGUUCUUCAAGCUUUGGUGAAAAUGUCAACCAAAUUUCUGCCCUCGUUGUCGAUGAUGACCGUGUCAUCCGCACACUUCACGCUGCAAUGUUGAAGGCGCUCGGAGUGAAGGUUCACCUUGCUGUAAAUGGGAAGGAAGCAGUUGAUCUUUUCCGUUCUGGGGUGAAUAUUCAUAUCGUAUUUAUGGACUUGGAGAUGCCUGUGAUGAAUGGUAUUGAGGCAACAAGAGAGCUGCGAGCAAUGGGAGUGAAAAGCUUUAUCGUGGGUGUGAGCUCUCGCUUUUUAGACGAAGAGAGGAAUGAAUUUAUGUCAGCCGGUUUAGACCAAUGCUAUGAGAAGCCAUUGACCAUGGCGAAUAUCAAAGCUCUUCUCGAAGAGAUGAAGAAUUGA
This is a messenger RNA of Mangifera indica (mango), 399 nucleotides long. RefSeq names its product two-component response regulator 24-like. NCBI's taxonomy places the organism in Eukaryota, Viridiplantae, Streptophyta, Magnoliopsida, Sapindales, Anacardiaceae. The transcript is spliced from 2 exons. Gene Ontology annotation, biological process: phosphorelay signal transduction system. The record is from RefSeq and is a predicted model, not a curated record. The coding region runs from base 1 to 399 and encodes 132 amino acids.